Messenger RNA from Impatiens glandulifera, 2068 nucleotides. Its product is annotated as molybdopterin biosynthesis protein CNX1. The record is from RefSeq and is a predicted model, not a curated record. Gene Ontology annotation, molecular function: molybdopterin molybdotransferase activity. Gene Ontology annotation, cellular component: cytosol; cytoplasm. The coding region runs from base 54 to 2063 and encodes 669 amino acids. Gene Ontology annotation, biological process: Mo-molybdopterin cofactor biosynthetic process; molybdenum incorporation into molybdenum-molybdopterin complex. Lineage: Eukaryota; Viridiplantae; Streptophyta; Magnoliopsida; Ericales; Balsaminaceae. The transcript is spliced from 13 exons.
GGUUUCUUUACUUUCAUCCCUAUUCUUCACCUGGGCAGCCGGCAGAAACUUCAAUGGCGGAAAUCGCCAUCUGCCACUCCCAACCUAAGGGGAUGAUUUCCGUUGACGAGGCUCUGCAGAUUGUUCUUAGUGUUUCUCAGCGACUCCCACCUGUCACAGUACCCCUCCACGAAGCACUCAAUAAAGUAUUAGUCGAAGACGUUCGAGCUCCUGAUCCUCUUCCCCCUUAUCCCGCCUCAAUUAAGGAUGGCUAUGCAGUAGUUGCUGCAGAUGGGCCUGGUGAAUACCCUAUUAUUACCGAGUCAAGAGCAGGAAAUGAUGGAAUUGAUGCACUUGUUGUUCCUGGAACUGUUGCUUAUGUAACAACAGGAGGACCAAUACCUGAUGGUGCUGAUGCAGUUGUUCAAGUGGAGGAUACUGAACCACUACCAACUUCCUCUACUGAGUCAAAGCGGGUCAAAGUGUUGAUACAAACUAGAAAGGGGGUAGAUAUUCGUCAUGUGGGUUGUGAUAUAGAGAAAGAUGCUGUUGUAUUAAAAUCUGGGGACCAAAUAGGUGUUGCUGAAAUUGGCCUAUUGGCUACUGUUGGUGUGAUGAUGGUCAAGGUAUAUCCUCUUCCCACCAUUGGUGUGCUUUCUACCGGAGACGAGCUUGUGGAACCAUCAACUAAACACUUAGGCCGUGGUCAGAUUAGGGACUCCAAUUCUUCGAUGCUACUCGCUGCUGCACUGCAGAUGCACUGCAAAGUUCUUGACCUUGGUAUAGGAUGUGAUGAUGAAGAAAAGAUUGACAAGAUUUUGGAUCGUGCCUUUUCAAGUGAAAUUGACAUCCUCUUAACUUCGGGGGGAGUUUCAAUGGGCGAUAGGGAUUUUGUGAAACCUUUGCUUGAGAAAAGAGGGAAUGUCCAUUUUCACAAGGUUCGGAUGAGACCAGGAAAGCCUCUCACAUUUGCUGAGAUCAGUACACAAUCUGCAACUAAGAAGAUCCUUGUUUUUGGAUUACCUGGGAAUCCAGUGAGCUGUUUAGUUUGUUUCCAUGUCUUUGUGGUGCCAGCCAUCCACCGUCUUGCAGGACAUGAAAACCCUCAUCAUCCAAGUGUGCAUGUUCGAAUCAAGCACUCCUUAAAAGCAGAUCCAACUCGCCCGGAGUUUCAUCGUGCCACAAUUAGGUGGGAGGUCGAUGCUACCACAGGCAUAGCCGGAUUUGUUGCUGAGAGCACUGGAAAUCAGAGGAGUAGUCGACUUUUAAGUAUGAAAUCAGCAAAUGCUUUGCUACAUUUGCCAGAAUCAAAUUCUGUAAUUCCUGCUGGAACAACUGUUACAGCCAUAGUAAUAUCUAAUUUUAGCAGUUUGACGAAGAGCAACAGCUUGGUAUCUGCUGAUUUAGUUAAUUCUUCAGUAGCACCUAAUCCAGAGCAGGUGAUUAUGGAUGUUCCACAUGUUUUUAAGUACAAAGUAGCUGUUCUCACAGUGAGUGAUACGGUUGCAUCAGGAGCAGGUCCUGACCGCAGUGGUCCAAGAGCCAUCUCCGUUGUGAAUUCUUCAUCAGAAAAACUGGGAGGGGCUAGAGUUGUAGCGACAGCUGUGGUUCCGGAUGAAGUGCCUAAAAUUAAAGAAAUCUUAAGGAGAUGGAGCGAUAUAGACCAAAUGGAUCUUGUUCUUACUUUGGGUGGUACUGGUUUCACACCCAGAGAUGUCACCCCGGAGGCUACGAAAGAAGUUAUUGAGAGAGAAACCCCAGGCCUUUUGUAUGUGAUGUUGCAAGAAAGCCUCAAGGUAACUCCAUUUGCUAUGCUUUCGCGGUCAGCAGCUGGUAUUAGAGGAUCAACACUGAUCAUCAACAUGCCAGGAAAUCCAAAUGCGGUGGCGGAAUGCAUGGAGGCUUUGCUACCGGCACUCAAACAUGCAUUGAAACAGAUAAAAGGGGACAAAACAGAGAAGCAUCCUCUUCACAUUCCACACGCACAAGCUACACCACCACCACAAGUUGCUGAUACCUGGCAGCGCAGCUAUGAAGCGGCUUAUCCUGGCAACAAAGAACACGGUUGUUCUUGUUCUCAUUAGAAAGA